AUGGGGCCUUAUAUAAAUCAGAAGAAUCAACCCAUGUCCUUAUUGAUAAGAAAAUUAAAAUUUGAUACAUCACCAUCAAUUGUAAGAGAAAAGUUUAAAAGAUUUGGAGCGAUUAAAGAUGUAUAUUUACCAAUAGAUUAUUAUACAAAAGAACCUCGAGGUUUUGGAUUUGUCGAAUUUUAUGAUGCAAAGGAUGCUGAACAAGCAUUAAAAGAAAUGAAUGGUUCAGACAUUGAUGGGAGUAGAAUAGAAGUUUUUGUAGCACAAAAAGGAAGAUCAGAUCCAAGACAUAUGAGAUAUAAAGAAAAAGGAGGAUAUGCAUAUAGAAAAAAUCCAGAUAAUAAAAUAAGAAGAAGAUAUAUAUCUAAAUCAAAUUCAAGAUAUGGAUCCCAUUCAAGAGAUAAAAUAAGAAGACGCGAAAGAUCAAAAGAAAGAUUUAGAUAUAGAAAUAGUUAUGAUAGAAAAAUGAGUAGUUAUAGAGAUAGAAAAAGUUAUCACAUGAAAAGUUAUGACAGAUAUCGUGAUAAAAAUCAUGAUAGAAGUUUAAGUAGAAGAUCAAGAGAAUAUCGUAAUAAUACAUCAAGAUAUAGAGAUAAAAGAAGAUAUGAUAAAUCUUAUAGAAGUACUAGUCGAAGAACUAGUAGAUAUGACAAAAGAAAUGAAAAUUAUAAAUCUAAAUAUAAUAAUAGUAACGAUGAUUAUAGUGAUGAAACCAGAAACUCAAGUAAACAUUCUAGAAAAGAACAAGUGUCUAGAUCUAUUUCUUUUAAUUCAGAAAAAGAUGAUACCAAAAAGAAAAAUGAUAAUACAAGUGAAAGAGAUAAUUCAAAUGAAUGGAAAGGAAGUGAACAAAGAAAAGAGGAAGAUGACGAGGAAGUAGAAAAGGAGAAAGAAAAUGAAGAAGAGGAAGAAGAAAUUUAUGAUUAA
This is a messenger RNA of Plasmodium adleri (nom. inval.), 927 nucleotides long. RefSeq names its product serine/arginine-rich splicing factor 12. The record is from RefSeq and is a predicted model, not a curated record. Lineage: Eukaryota; Apicomplexa; Aconoidasida; Haemosporida; Plasmodiidae. Bases 1 to 927 code for a protein of 308 amino acids. The transcript has a single exon. Gene Ontology annotation, molecular function: RNA binding.